Messenger RNA from Cornus florida, 5774 nucleotides. RefSeq lists its product as uncharacterized. The record is from RefSeq and is a predicted model, not a curated record. The transcript has 10 exons. Gene Ontology annotation, biological process: nuclear-transcribed mRNA catabolic process, nonsense-mediated decay. Bases 211 to 3987 code for a protein of 1258 amino acids. NCBI's taxonomy places the organism in Eukaryota, Viridiplantae, Streptophyta, Magnoliopsida, Cornales, Cornaceae.
AAACGAAAAGGAAAAAACGUGUCGCUGGUUUCAACGGCCCGGUUACACCACACCAACAUCGGUUACUGCUAACACAGGCGAGACGAUACGAGAGACAGAUUUUGGCUGUGUGUCCAAAACAACCACCAAACCCCGUCUCUCUCUCUCUCUCUCUGUAAACUUUCUCUAUGUAAAUCUGAAUAUCUACAUGGAAGUCUAAUCCACAACUUCAUGGACAAACCCAGUCUCUCAUCUGUGCGAGUCCUAAUUCGUGCCCCCAAUUCAACAUCACCACCACUCACUCUCUCUCCUCCCUCCACAACCCCCUUUCUCACUCCUCCAAUCCCUCCAUCAGAUCACCCCCUCCCACCGCUCCCUCCUCCCUCUUCAAACCCUCCUCCAUCCUCCCCUCUACCACCACCACCGUCGUCGUCCCCGUCCCCACAAGGCGGCGUCGUUGUUGUCGGCUUCAUAGGACGGCGGGACAGCGACGUCACUCAGCUAAUCAAUAGAAUCAUUGACUCCAAUUUGUUUGGUUCGGGCAAUUUCGACACCAAUUUCUGUUUUCAGAAAGAGGGUAUUGGUGAGGACGUGAAGGACUGGUUUAAACGUCGAAGAAUUAGUUACUACCAUGAGGAUGAAAAGGGGAUUCUGUACUUGCAAUUUUCUUCCACCGGGUGUCCAGCAAUGGAGGCGUUUUUAGAGUCCUCUUCAGGUUUUGAUUCAUUAUUGGAAGACCACGAAUUUGGGGAUCUUAAAGGAAUGCUAUUCAUGUUCUCCGUUUGCCAUGUAAUCAUAUUUAUUCAGGAGGGAUCAAGGUUUGAUACACAGAUAUUGAAGAAGUUUCGAAUUUUACAAGCUGCCAAACAUGCGAUGGUUCCAUUUGCAAGAUCUCGAGCUACGCCACCAUCAACAUCUAGGUCUCAUUCUUUGUCGUUGUCACGGACUUCUGUAUCAGGGAAAUCUUCUAGCAAUCCUUCUCCUGGAAGAAGUAGGGGCAUCUUGAGUCGCAAUGGCUCAGCAAUUUCACUCAUGUCGGGUUUAGGUUCUUACACCUCUUUGUUUCCUGGACAGUGUACUCCAGUUAUACUUUUUGUUUUUCUUGAUGAUUUCUCAGACGUUAAUUCUGGUUCUAAUAUAGAGGAGUCGUUGGAGACAUCCCCAUUGAAUCAGUCUUCAAGUUUGAACAAUUCAGCUAGGUCAAGCGUGCCGCUGAAAGGAUCUGGUCCAUUGGUUGUGCUAGCACGCCCUGUGAGUAGAUCUGAAGGUGGAUUCAGGAAAAAAUUGCAGUCAUCCCUUGAAGCACAAAUACGUUUCUCGAUUAAGAAAUGUCGGAUACUAACAGGUUCUGAUACAAGUCAUGCUGGGGCAAGAAGUGGGGGCAUCUCAAAUUCAGCACCUUUGUUUUCACUCGAUGCAUCAAAGGCUGUUGCAUUGUUAGAUAGAUCUUCAAAUCAGAGAGGCACAUCUCUUGAUUUUGCCACUGGGCUUGUGGAAGAUGUUCUAAAUGGAAAGGCAACCUCAGAUUCGCUUUUGCUUGAAAGCCAUAACCAGAGUGCAAACAAAGAAGACAUUGUAUCUUUAAAGGAGUUCAUUUACAGGCAGUCUGAUAUUUUAAGAGGAAGAGGGGGAUUGGUCACUAACGCCAACAGUGGCUCAGCUGCUGGUGUUGGUAUGGUAGCUGUUGCUGCAGCAGCUGCUGCUGCCUCAGCUGCAUCUGGAAAGACAUUUACUACUCCUGAACUUCCUACUUUAGAGAUCUGGUUAUCUUCUAGUCAACUUAUUCUACUUGGUGUUCUUUCUGCAAAACCCAGGUGUAUAGAUGAACCUGAAACCAGUAAAAGAAAACCACGUCAACGAAAUCCUGUUGCGCCGCCUGUUGAAGGGAUUGCUUCAAGAGGUGCAGAUCCUCUAGAAAUUGCUGUGUCUUGUUUGGAGAGUGGUGUGGGAUUGAACACUAAAUUCUCGACAUUAUGCUGCCAAAGGUCCCUUCCGGCUGCUAAGGAGAUUUAUUUAAAUGAGUUGCCUGAUUGUUAUCCGACUACACAGCAUGAAGCCCAUUUGGAGAAGGCUUUGCGUGCUUUCAACUCAAUGGUCAAGGGACCUGCAGUGCCACUUUUCAUGAAAAAAUUGGAGGAUGAAUGCACAUCCAUCUGGAGAUCUGGGCGGCAACUGUGUGAUGCAGUAAGUUUGACAGGAAAACCAUGUAUGCACCAGAGACAUGAUGUUGAAACUGGUAGUUUGCUUUCUGGGGAUCAAGUCAAGCCACAUGCUAGUGGAUUUGUUUUUCUUCAUGCUUGUGCUUGUGGCCGUUCACGGCAACUACGGUCUGACCCCUUUGAUUUUGAAACAGCUAAUAUUACCAACAACUGUUUUCCAGACUGUGAUAAGCCACUUCCUGCUCUCCAAUUACCAAAGCUAAGGGAUACAGCGCCUAUUCAGCCAUUGUCAUGGAGUUUGAUUCGAAUUGGGGGUGCAAGGUACUAUGAGCCUUCUAAAGGUUUACUUCAGAGUGGGUUCUGCGCCAGUCAGAAGUUCCUUUUGAAGUGGACAAUUUUUCCCGAGCAACAAAAACACCCUAAUUGUUCACCAGCAGGUUCUGUGCAACAAGAUUCUGUAAAUGGGUCAAAUACUGAUCCCAAGGUUGAAUCAACUGCCACUGCUGACAUAAAGAAAGUUGGUGCUUCUCCUUUAUAUAGAGAAGAAGUGCAGAGUGUGUUUGAAGUUGAAAGGAAGCUGCCCUCAGAAAAUAUCAAGUCUGAUGAUAAAAAGAUCAGUUUUGGCAGAGGUUUUCCCAAUUUUACGAUGAGAAAGCCUUUUUCCGAGGUUGUUGCUGGAUUAGCUGGUGCUGAUUCGGGUUUCCCUCCUCUUCAGUCAAGGAAACAACCUUCACUAGGUUCAGAAAAGGGUAUUAAGCAGAGUAAUGCAAGACAGAGGGGUGUGGAAGAGGUCCAUGAAGUUUCUGUUCAUCAAGGAUCUCAAAAACCUGAAGAUUUCUCUGCUGUUCAGCAAACUGUAGAUGGGAAUGGGAUUGAUGUCAAUGACAGUACAGGCAGUAAUCCAAUUUUACAAAUAGGUAGCAAUGUUAUUCCGGUGAACUUGAAUAGUGGUGAAAAGAUCAAACCAAACAAUUCUUUGAAGCAUGUAACAGUGUAUCUUGGGUUUGAGCAUGAGUGCUCCCAUGGCCAUCGGUUCAUAUUGAGUCCUGAGCAUCUCCGUGAACUUGGCUCUCCAUAUUCAGUUCCCGAAGAAUCUCAUACUUCCUCAUCUGUGGAAAACUCUGACAAUAAAGUGGCAGAUUCUUCAAAAUUGGGUAAGAAUGGUAGGCAUGGCAAAGCCCAUCGACACUCAAAUGGAAUGAUUUCUGCUUCUAUUAGUAAGGUGAAACAGUUGGAUAAGUCGAAAGAGAUAGCAGCUAAUGGUAAUCUGUGUUUAGAUGGGAUGAUACAUUCCUCCAGGCCAGGAAAAGAACAGAACCAGACAAGUUCUGGCAUGUCGUUACUUAGUGAUUCUUUAAAGGAUCUUGAAGCAAGCCUUCAAUCUGUUACUCUUGAUGAUGGCGGAGGUGCUUUCUCUUUAUUAAAUAGAAAUUUACCGAUAUACAUGAACUGCCCGUACUGCAGGAUCUCUAAGAAUAAGGACACACCAAAGAUAAAAUUUGCUGGCACUAUAUCACAGCUUCAGAGGAUCUUUCUGGUUACACCUUCUUUCCCAAUCAUUUUAGCAACAUGUCCAGUUAUACAAUUCGAGACAUCAUGUUUACCUCCAUCAAUUCCAGACCGUGAACAAAAAUUGCAAUUCAGUCUUGGAUGUGGAGUUAUUUUGCCGCCAGAGAGUUUCCUUUCAUUUAGACUCCCUUUUGUCUAUGGCGUGCAACUGGAGGAUGGUAGUGCAUAUCCUCUUAAACCUCUUGAGCAUCAACCAGAACUGACUGCCUGGAUUACCAAAGGCACAACAUUGCAGGUCAUGUCCAAGGGAAGCGGUCUUGAUGAGGGAAUUCUCAAAUAGUGAGUACUCAAGUAAUGAACCUUUGAAUUUGGAAGUUGGUGACUGUUACUUCCAUAAUGAGCUUGCAGGCGAUUAUUGCGAACAGUUCAUCCAGACGCAGGCUGUAGACUUGCAGCUGGAUUUCAAUGUUAGCCAAUUUUCUUGUGUGAGUUCAUGCAGUACAGCUUUGGUGAAAUCAUUUGUAAGUUAAAAAGAAAAAAGAUACGGAUUUUAUUGUGUUCACAUUUAAUGCUUUUGGGGAUUAAUGAGCUGUAAUUGGAGGAUAAGAAGAAUUAGAAUGUUCAGCCAUUUCCAGUUACUAAUAACACCAAUAAAUGGCUGGUGAUAAAGUUGGUGGAGAACUUCAUUUCUUUGUGGUUAUUGAACUCAGCAAAGGCACUACUGACUGUACUGAUAAUCCAAAAUCCAGAAAGUUUCCUGCAAAUUUCUGGAAGAUACGAUUUCGUAUCAUCUGGAUAAUGUUCCUUCUUAAAAAAUAAAAAAGGAAUGGCACAAAUGUUCAUUUGGUUUGGUAUUGAAGUUUUUCUCAAAUUUCCUUGCACAGAUAUUAGCUGAGAGUGGUAAGCACCAGAAAACGUUGAUAUCAUUAGCCUCUGGCCAAUUAGAUGCCUUGGACAAGCAAAUGGCAGCAUUCAGUCUUCAUUAGGACAGUAGUGCACUGUACAUUCUCUUAGGGAAGUCAAUAGAUCAUUCUAAAGGUGCAUUCUUGGGCGAAAUAAAAUUGUGAUUUUGGAGCAGGAAAAGUUAUUUGAUUAUAUUUCUGAGUUGCACAAUAGGAAACCAAGUUACUCAGUUCUCUUACCACAAAUGCCCACAAUCCCCUAGGCCAUCUGGCUUGGUCAUGUUCCUUUGGACUUUUGGUAGGGUGGCUCCUCUGUUGUGGUAAACAAACAACUUUAUGAUCCAAGGAAAGAAUGCACAGCAGUAAUAUAUGUGUUAAAACGAAAACCCUAGUCCUGUGGAUAUUAUAGUUUGUUUAAGAAAUUACUAGAGGAAAGUGAUGAGGGGAACGGUUAAUUUGGUGGUGGAAACGGGCAAUGGAUGAGAUGAAGUGCACCCAAGGAUGAGAUGAAGACUGAUUUUGUUUUCCUCCCUCAAUCUGCCCUUGCCUUCUUCCUUGACAAGUCAUUGGGGCUCCUUUGUUCGUGUUCCACGAGUGAAUUGCCAGGUGUCUCCUAGGAGGGCAGUCUACCACAAGAUCUAGUUGGAGCCUGGAGCCAAAGCAAUUGGAGCAGGAAGGGUGGAAGAACUGCUGGAAGUAAUCCGUGAUAUGAAGUACUUCUCCUGCUAUAGGUUAAAACGGGAGUCUAAGAUGCAAUAUCUAUUUGAUCCUGGUAUAUGGAACGAGGUCUGGUUGUUACUGCAUGCAUGCGGUUCAGGUCAAGUAAAGGAGUGCAUUGAAAACUUAUUUUUCCUGUUGGAUGGAGGCUCUCGUGGCAGAUGCUUGGACUGUUCCUUGAACUGAACCACAUAUUCCUACAAAUUGCAAGGAACGUGAACUCUGGUUGCAUAGCUGCCAUGAUCAUAAAUGUAUAUAGAAAGAAGAAGUUAACGAUGAUGGUUCCUGGUCUAGUUUGCUGGACCAUGUUUUAUAAAUUUUCUUGACAUUUUUUUGUUUUGUUCUUUUUGUUUAUUUCUGAGUGAUGAAUCCUCCUUUGUACUCUUAUCGUUUUUCGUUUCGCCCCCUUCUCCUUUGAGAGUGUUGUACCCUGAUUCAGGUCAAUUUACAACAGUAGACCACUUGGGCAAAGUUUGCAUUACAUGAUGUUCUUAUGAUUUGUGGCUAA